Messenger RNA from Cyprinus carpio (common carp), 5056 nucleotides. RefSeq names its product formin-1-like. Gene Ontology annotation, molecular function: microtubule binding. Lineage: Eukaryota; Metazoa; Chordata; Actinopteri; Cypriniformes; Cyprinidae. Gene Ontology annotation, cellular component: endoplasmic reticulum membrane; nucleus; actin filament. Gene Ontology annotation, biological process: actin nucleation. The record is from RefSeq and is a predicted model, not a curated record.
CAACGUAACUUAAUUUAGGAGUGUGGAUAAUUAAAACGGGCUCCGUAAUGGAAGGCACACACACCGUGCUGCGUCUGUACAAACCCAUCCAGGAGCUGUGCUUCAUCAGUCUCUACCUCCCAACGAGGAAGUCCCGAGGUUUCCCACGAGCUGACCAAACCCCUCGUGAAGCCCGGCCUCGGGAUGAGGACGCCAAACAAAGAGGCCAGUAUUACUGCGAGGGGACACAAGGAGCGGUCACACAGCUCCACUGGCUGGCCGCAGAACACCAUCAGCUGCUGACGGACCUCCUGUCUUUAUGCAGCGCCUGCACAGACAGGAUUAAGAUGGGCAACCAGGACGGGAAGCUCCUGGACGGAUAUAGGGAACAUCUCGGAGGUGAUGUCAGCAGCACUUUUUCUCUGUCCCCGGAGCAUAAGAGAGCAGCUUCAAGAGUUCGUAAGCUGAAGAAGCUGGGUUCUCAGAAGAUGGACAGCGCUGAAGAGUUCUUGCAGAGUCGGAUAAAGAAUAAGGUGCAACGUGGAGCGUCUGAGUUUUCUCCGAAAGCACCCGGAACUCCGAUCUCCUUCCAUGGCCGGGAUACUCCAGGGUCAGACUCUUAUGUCAGUGUCUCCAGUGAGCCUUUUCUUUCAAUGGAGGAACACUUCCAGAUCGGCCAGGACGGCUGGGAAUUUAUGGAAGAACCUCAUUCUCUUGAAUCUGAGAUGGAUCUGUCGGAGUUUGAUAACCGACUCACUUUAGAGUACGAUAAAGCACUGGAAAACGGGAAUAUUGUGGGAAACCAACGAGGACCAUCAACCUUCGGAAGUUUGGAAACCAAUCAAAGAGACGUGAGAAGUGAUGAUGUGGCUACAACACAAAACCCUACGGCUUCCAAAGAGAGACUUGUGUCUGGUUCCAGCUUGGAUGUGGAUCACCGCAGCCAGCGAGCUGCACAAGAAGAGAUCAAGCUCUUCACUCCGGUGAACGCCGGGUCAAACUUCUCACCCUCCAACUCUAGAAGCUGUAAGCUUCGUUCCUGGAGCAGAAGCCCCACAUCCAUCUCUCUCUCUGGGGUCUUCAACGUGUCUUAUCCUCCCGCCAACAGUCUCCAGAGCAUGUCUCCUGUCCUGUCGCCUCUGUCUUCUCUCCUUCCGAGUCCCCAGAUGAACCACCGGAUUGUGUUGCUGCCUGAGGAUGAUGAUGGAAAUAAACGCUCCUCGAGAGACGAGCCCAAAGUCACCAACGAGGUCACCGACAAAAACGGCAACCAUCGGACGGUCACACGUCUUGACCUGAACCUCAGCGAUCGUUUCUGUCUGAAUGGAGCCAGUACAUCGAGUGGCACGACCUCAGAAAAAUCUCUGUUGCGUCCGGAGGAUAUCUGGAUGCUGGAUGCGGAUGAAUUCAUUACCCAGGAGGCUUUGCGGCGUCCCAGCAGACCGGAUCACCUGGACUUCCUGAGAAUCACACCGCCGGAGGACGACAUCAUCGGAGACACUCCGUGCAAUCCCAAACUCGGACUGACGUCUGAGGUCACGUCUCCGUCUGACGGUGAGGACCGGACCCCUGGCCGUCUGCAGGCCGUCUGGCCUCCACCUAAAGAGGACGGAGAGGAGAAGGUCGGUCUGCGUUACACUGAAGCCGAGCACCAGGCCGCUCUCCUGCAGCUGAAGAGAGAGUGUAAAGAGGAGCUGGAGAAGCUGCAUGUGAGUGUUCCUGCAGUACUGACAGACAACACCGGAGAUCAUACGCAAGCAUUCUCUCGUCUGGAGUCGCUCAUUCAGUCGCGAUUCAUCAGACGCAUGCAGCGUACAAAACUGUAUAACACCGUCCAGGAGCGCGGCGAGAUGCAGGACGUCUGUGUCUCCACCGAAGACGAGCAGCCGCCCAAAAGCUUCCGCAAUGUGUGCGUCCAGACCGACCGCGAGACCUUCAUCAAAACCCCAGCGGGUGACGGGGCCAGACCAGAGCCGAGCUCCAGCCCGCCCAAAAAACUGGACCUGGACUCCAUCAGCAUGAGUUUGGGUGUGGGUCCAGCACCACCUCCUCUACCCGGUAGCUCCGCCCCUCCUCCUGCUCCGCCCUUACCUGGAUUUGCACAUGCCCCGCCCCCUCCUCCCCCUCGUCCAAAUAGGCCCGCCACCAAGCCCCGCCCCCCACCUGGUAUACCAGGAGCCCCGCCCCUCCUCCACCUCUUCCUGGAGCCCCACCCCCCUCCUCCACCCCCACCUGGGCUACCAGGAGCCCCGCCCCCUCCUCCACCUCUCCCCGGAGCCCCGCCCCCACCAGGUCUACCAGGAGCCCCGCCCCCUCCUCCACCUCUCCCUGGAGCCCCACCCCCCUCCUCCACCCCCACCCGGUCUACCAGGAGCUCCCCCCCUCCUCCACCCAUGCCGGGCUUUGGCGCUCCUCCUCCGCCUCCUGCUCUCGGUGGGUUUGGAUUCGGACAGGUGACGGAGAAAGCGCCGCGUAAACCGGCCGUGGAACCGGCCUGCCCCAUGAAACCGCUCUACUGGAGCCGCAUCCAGAUUCAGGACAACAAUAAUAAUACACUCUGGAGUUCACUGGAAGAGCCUGAUAUCAUAAACACCAAAGAAUUUGAGGAUCUGUUCUCCAAAGCUACUGUCCAGCCCAAGAAGAAGCCGCUGUCAGACACGUACGAGAAGAAGAACAAAGCCAAGAAGAUCAUCAAGCUGCUGGAUGGCAAACGCUCUCAGGCCGUGGGAAUAUUAAUAUCCAGCCUCCACCUGGAGAUGAAGGACAUUCAGCAGGCUGUGCUGACGGUGGAUCAUUCUGUGGUGGAUCUGGAGACCAUCGAAGCUUUAUAUGAGAACAGAGCUCAGCCUGAUGAACUGGAGAAGAUCAGGAAACACUACGAGACGUCUAAAGAAGACGAGGUGAAACUUCUGGAUAAACCGGAACUAUUCCUGUACGAGCUCUCCCAGAUCCCCGACUUCGCCCGCCGCGCGCACUGCAUCAUAUUCCAGUCUGUGUUCGUGGACUCCAUAUCAUCCGUCCAUCAGAAGGUGGAGAUCAUCUCUGCUGUGUGCAAGGCUUUUCUUGAGAAAGAGAGCGUGAAGGACGUGAUCGGCCUCAUCUUGGCCUUUGGGAACUACAUGAACGGUGGAAACCGAACCCGGGGACAGGCCGAUGGAUUCGGUCUGGACAUUCUGCCUAAAUUAAAAGAUGUCAAGAGCAGGGACAAUCGUAUGAGUCUGGUGGAUUAUGUGGUGUCAUACUACCUGAGAAACAUGGACGAGAACGCAGGAACAGAGAAGAGCGUUUUCCCGCUUCCCGAACCUCAGGAUCUCUUCCACGCUGCUCAGGUCAAGUUUGAAGAAAUCACAAAACAAAAUCACAAUCGCAAAUAAAAAAAGGAGCUGACAGCGUGUGUGAAGGAGGUUGAGCAGGUGUGUGAAAACUCCUCUGAGGAACAUCUACAGCCCUUCAAGGACAAGAUGGAGACCUUCGUCAGCACCGCACAAUCGGAGUACGAGACUGAAGACGAGCAGCUGCAGGAGGCACAGAAGAGCUUCCAGGACACGGUGAUGUACUUCGGGCUCAGACCCAAGUCUGGAGAGAAGGAGGUUUCUCCGAACUUCAUCUUCAUGCUGUGGUACGAGUUCUGCAACGAUUUCAAGAGCACCUGGAACCGAGAGAAUAAAAACAUCUCCAAAGAGAGACUGAAAGAAGCUCAGCAAACCGUCCAGAAAAUCACAGCUGAGAAGAAAGUGGAGACGAAGAAGACCAACGAAAACAGUCUGAAAGAGCGACUGCGAAAGAAAGAAGCCGGCUGAAGCAUCAUGAAGAAACAUCAGUGAUAUCUAAUCAGAAGAUGUUUGUACUUGCCUUGGCGUGUCACCACAUUUUCCUUUUGCCAAAAUGAAACUUGAUGAACACCUCUCCUCACUGGUGAAGCCUAUGCAAAUACCAAAUCAUAUCCGUCCAUUGAGGAACGAAUCAUAUUAUUAUCAGCCUACAGUGAGUGUGUAACUACAUCUGAUGAGUCAAAGCCCUGUUUAUUCACAGAAUGAAGGAUUUAUUGAGGAAUGUCAGAAAGUUACUGUAUAUUAUUUCCCUGCUGGUUCACGUGUAAUGAAUUCUGUAAUUUAUCAAGUUAUUUCAGGCCCCAGUGAAACAGUUAGACCUCCUGCAGCAUUAUUACAGUGUCAGGUUUUAUUGACGUUUUCUGUGAUCGUUUAUUAGGUGCAAUAAAUGUUUUGAACAUCAUCAGCAUCUGCAAAAGGAAACGCGAGACUCUCGAAAAAUAUGCGUCUUCUGAUUUCUUUGCAUUCUAUUUUUGUUGUAUUAUUAAAAAUAUUUACAUUUAAGUCACAUUUGAUUUGUUUCAUUUUGAAAGACACAAAAGUAACAAUGCUUUUGAUAGAACUUAAGAGUUCUGGCAAUGCAAUAUUCAUUUCUAAUCAUUAGAGAUUCACUCUGUUCCUCUAAAGUUCCUCUAAAGGAAAAAAAAACAACAACUUGUGAGUUUGUAUAAAGAGAAGUCUUAUUUAACAGUGUUGGAUUUUUACAUGAACUUAUCGUGUUGCAAAUGAUCCAAAAAGCAAAUCAAAAAUGAAAUUUGUUGAAAGUUUCUCAAAGCAGUUCCUGCUUUUAAUUAAAAAGCUUUUGCUCUAAAUUGGCUCGUAAGCUCAGUGCAUAAAACACACGCCGUGAAAUUGAUUUCUGUGCUCAUUUACAAAGCGUUUAAUCGUGUGUUUGUCAGAGAGAGUGAGUUCAGGGGUCAGAAUGUUUCACCUCUUUAUUCAUACCAUCUUCCCACAGGCCUUCAACAUCUUCAUACAAGCACUACAUUAUACACAACAUCUGCACAAAAUGUGUGAACAUGCGCUCUUCACAACUAAACUGCAUAUAAUCUUUAUGACUGAUAUUAUAAAUAGACGAAUAGCAUGAAGAAACUCACAGCAAUCCAGCAGAAAGAUGAAGAACAGUGUCUCGCUCGGUCACAUUAAAUAAAGUCGUUCCACAUAGUGGAAACUAUCAGUCCUAAACGCUCUUAACUCUAGAUUCGGAGAUGAAUGAAGGCAUCUGUCAUCAUUACAGACUCCAUACA